UUGUGGAUGGAAGCUUCACGGUUCUACAAAAUUUGUGCGACGUUCCUGGCCACUCUUAGCCUAAUAUGAUGCAUCAGAGCCUCCGCAUCGUCGAUCACAUUGCUACGCCGUGGUUGGAAGGUGCCUCUUUGCAAAAUGACUUCAACAGAGACGGAUGUUUGGGUUUUAUGGAGGAACUUCGCCCCGCCACCGGAAUGUGUGCACAUGGAGGUAUAGAGCUUGACAUGGUUUGCGAGACAUGGAAAUGUCGGCAACUGCUGGGAGUCGUUCCCAAGCAUACAAGACUGCUCGUUUUCCUCCGAGCUUGACUCCUCUCCUUACUCGUCGUGUGCUCAGUCCCUGAGGAGCUAAGCGGACAGCCAUGAAGCUUAUCUUUGCGUCUCUAUUCGGUCUUCUGGCGGUGCAGCUUGCUGCAUCCGCCGUGCCUAGCCAUAAUAUCGCUGGUCUAAGGAUCAUUGAACAUCCUGACCCAAAGAAGAGAGCACUCCUGCAAAACCUGGUGACAUGGGAUCAGACAUCCCUGUUCGUCCGUGGUGAGCGGAUCAUGAUAUGGAGUGGUGAGGUCCACCCAUUCCGUCUUCCCGUACCGUCCUUAUGGUUUGAUAUCUUCCAGAAAGUCAAAGCACUCGGAUUCAACUGCGUGUCCUUCUACGUCGACUGGGCCUUGGUGGAAGGAAAGCCUGGAAACUAUUCUGCGGAGGGAGUAUUUGCCUUGGAGCCAUUCUUUGAUGCGGCCAGUGAAGCUGGAAUCUACCUCCUUGCACGACCUGGUCCUUAUAUCAACGCAGAAGCAUCGGGUGGAGGCUUCCCAGGCUGGCUGCAGAGGAUCAAAGGCAGGCUGAGGACCACAGAUACUGACUACCUGAACGCAACGCAGAAUUAUGCCAGCCAUGUGGCUGCCACUAUUGCAAAGGGGCAAAUCACCAAUGGCGGACCUAUCAUCCUGUAUCAGCCAGAGAACGAGUACUCAGGCUUCUGCUGCGGUCUCACCGGACCAGACGGCCAAUAUAUGCAAGAUGUCAUGGACCAAGCUCGAGCGGCAGGGGUUGUGAUCCCUUUUCUGAGCAACGACAAUGCUCCUCAUGGUUUCAACGUACCCGGAAGUGGUGUGGGAUCUGUUGACAUCUAUGGGCACGAUGGCUAUCCCCUUGGGUUUAACUGCGCAAACCCAACUGUUUGGCCAGCGGGGAAUCUUCCCACCACCUGGUGGCAGCUCCACCUCCAGCAGAGCCCGACCACCCCUUAUAGUAUCACGGAGUUCCAGGCAGGAUCUUUCGAUCCCUGGGGCGGACCAGGUUUUGCGAAGUGCGGCGCAUUAAUCAACAGUGAGUUCGAACGAGUCUUCUACAAGAAUGACCUCAGCUUCAGCGUCAAGAUUUUGAACCUCUACAUGACAUACGGUGGUACGAACUGGGGCAACCUUGGCCAUCCUGGUGGCUACACAUCCUACGACUACGCAGCUCCCAUUGCCGAAGGGCGUCAAGUCUACCGCGAGAAGUAUAGUCAGCUGAAGUUGUUGGGCAACUUUAUCAAGGUUUCACCCGCAUAUUUCGACGCAACCUCUAUGCCUAACUCCACGACUCUCUACACAAACACAGCCGACUUGACUGUUACGCCAGUCAAGGCCAAUAGCAGCGCCACCACAUUCUAUGUUUUGAGACAUACAAACUAUACAAGUCAGAACUCGACCUCGUACAGGCUGAAUCUACCUACAAGCGCUGGCGACCUGUCAAUUCCACAACUUGGAGGCACAUUGACACUGAAUGGGAGAGAUUCAAAGAUCCAUGUCACGGACUACGACGUCAACGGAACCAAUAUUCUCUACUCUACGGCAGAAAUAUUCACCUGGAAGGACUUUGGUCCACGAAAGGUCCUUCUGGUAUAUGGUGGACCAGGUGAGCAUCACGAGAUAUCGGUAUCGUCGAAUGUGUCGCCCACCCUGCUCGAGGGAUCUCAGUCAGGCCUGACUUUCCGAAAUGGAAGCAGUGUUGUCGUUGGGUGGGACACUUCUUCUGAACGGCGCAUUGUGCAAGUGGGUGACUUGGAGAUUUAUAUACUUGACAGGAACUCCGCUUACAACUACUGGGUACCUGAAUUAUCGAACAGUGUCUCCAAUACUAGCUUCAGUUCUCAGGAGAGCACUGCAGCCUCCAUCAUCGUCCAAGCAGGUUAUCUUGUUAGGGCAGCUUUGCUCAAUGGUACUGAGUUACAUCUAUCGGCAGACUUCAACGACACGACAUUCGUUGAAGUCAUCGGCGCACCGAGUUCCGCAAAGACUCUCUUCAUCAAUGGUCAGGAGCUGGGAUAUACUACAAGCAGCGUCGGAGACUGGACCGACACGGUAAACGUGCCUUCUCAAAAUAUGACUCCCCCGAGCCUCAACAGUUCGGAGUGGAAGUACAUUGACAGUCUUCCUGAAAUCCAACCGACCUACAACGACUCACUAUGGCCUACCGCAGACCAUCCUACGACUAAUAACACUUUGCGCAAUUUGACGACCCCCAUGUCGCUUUACGCCGCUGAUUAUGGGUUUCACACUGGCUCUCUGCUCUAUCGCGGACACUUUGUUGCUCAGGGCAAUGAAUCAAGCAUCUACCUCAAUACCCAAGGAGGCUGGGCCUUUGGGAGUUCGGUUUGGCUGAACCAGACCUUCCUUGGUUCCUGGGCGGGGGUCAGCACGCAGAACAAUACCAAUGCUACGUACAAACUCACCCACCUCCAAGCAGGACAGCCGUACGUCUUCACAGUCCUCAUCGACCACAUGGGGCUUGAGGAGAACCCCACCGUCGGUGGUGACUUGAUGAAGACUCCUCGUGGCAUUCUGAACUAUGCCCUUGCCGGACGAGACGACACUGCCAUCACGUGGAAAUUGACCGGCAAUCUGGGCGGCGAGGACUACCGUGAUACGGUUCGUGGUCCUCUAAAUGAAGGAGCCAUGUAUGCGGAACGUCAGGGUUGGCACUUACCUAACCCACCUAGCCAAAACUGGACAUCACGCACCCCAUAUGUUGGUAUCUCCCAGCCCGGAGUGGGCUUCUUCAGUACUCAAUUUGACCUCAAUAUCCCGUCGGGCUGGGAUGUGCCAAUGUCGUUCUCGUUCAGCAACAUUACUCAGCCUCCAGCCGAGUACAGGGUGCAGUUGUUCGUCAACGGAUUUCAGUACGGAAAGUACAUCAACCACAUCGGUCCGCAGACGAGUUACCCUGUGCCUCCAGGCGUGUUGAACUACCAAGGCACGAACUGGUUGGCGCUGACGCUGUGGGCGCAUCAGCCCGCGGGAGCCAAGCUGGAGGGGUUUCAGCUUGUAUACGACACGCCGGUCAGGUCGGCAUUGGCGAAUAUUGAAUUUGUGGGACAAGCAGGAUAUGAGCCACGGCAAGGAGCAUAUUGACGGCACCGUUUCUUGACACAGUGAAUGCUCCAUUUACGCCUUAAUUUCUUCCGAUGAAAUGAUUAAUGCAUGCACAUAA
Molecule: messenger RNA, 3470 nt
Organism: Exophiala viscosa
Lineage: Eukaryota; Fungi; Ascomycota; Eurotiomycetes; Chaetothyriales; Herpotrichiellaceae
Product: beta-galactosidase A
Exons: 6
Coding region: 362-3391 (1009 amino acids)
Biological process (GO): carbohydrate metabolic process
Cellular component (GO): vacuole
Molecular function (GO): beta-galactosidase activity
Source: RefSeq, a predicted model, not a curated record